Messenger RNA from Penicillium macrosclerotiorum, 528 nucleotides. RefSeq lists its product as uncharacterized. NCBI's taxonomy places the organism in Eukaryota, Fungi, Ascomycota, Eurotiomycetes, Eurotiales, Aspergillaceae. The transcript has 2 exons. The record is from RefSeq and is a predicted model, not a curated record. The coding region runs from base 1 to 528 and encodes 175 amino acids.
AUGGAUAUCCCAAAGAACGCGAAACAGCAAGUCGCGGGAAAUCAAGCCCCCGAAACAAAAAAAAAACAGACCUACGCCGAGUGGGCGAAAAUGACAUACAACGAUCAAUAUGAGAAAUGGAUGCCCUGGAUAGAGGAUCAAUACCUCAGAUGGUUUGGCAAAGGCGACAACAAGGCUUCAUAUGCCACCAAAGAUUCCCUCUCUAAGAUGAAAAUCACCGGGAUAGACCAGGUGGACCAGAUCCAAGAUGAUAUCCACGGUCUGACCGGAAAUCAAAUCAGCGAUAAGGGAAUUUUGAAACCUGUGGGACAAUUCGCCUCGAAGGAGGGAAUCAACAGGGCUGAACGAAAGGGCAGAGAUGAAACAGGGUCAUACGGAGGCCCAGCGGAAGAAUAUAUUGCGGCUGGCAGUCAAGGCACGAGUCGUAUAGGGUCUAAAGCCACAGAAGGUGUCGAGUCUGCGCAGGGUUUCGUUACGGGCACCCUGCGAGGUACCAAGGGCUUUCUAGCAGGAGAGAGCGGGAAAUAA